AUGGAAAAGGAUCCAAAUAAAACGAAGAAUAAGAAAAAACAUUUCUCAAAAGCCACGAAAAAAUCGCAUUACAUUGCUUAUGAAAACGAAGACGCCGCACGGGCGGCGCUUAUUGAGUUCUGCGUCUAUGUAUGUUUUCUCAUUGUCACUUUGGUGGUGGCCACAUCCUCGCGCAAUAUAUCGAUGUAUUUCUUCAACAAAGGCAUCGAAAAUCUCUUUUUGUCACGCGAAGUCAAUACCUCCACACACGAGGCUUCUGUGCGAUUUGCCGAAUUAGCAACGACAGCUGAUAUGUGGGCGUUUUUGGAGACAAAAUUUAUAAUGGACUUACAUGGCAUAGAUGACAGGGAGAGUGGAGAAAAUGCUGGUGGUGGUAGCGGCGGCACUGAUGAAAGUGGCGGCAAUUCAACGCACAGAAGACGCCGUUCCAAAGAUGAUAAGCUAAUUUUUCUUGAACAGAAUCUUGUUUUGGGGCCACCACGUCUACGUCAGAUACGUGUAAAAGAGAACAGUUGUGAUGUGCAUGAUCUCUUCGGUAGAUAUUUCUCAAAGUGUUAUGCAGAUUAUGCGGUUAGUGAGGAGGACACAGGCGAUUUAUUUAAGGGCACCAAAUAUCAGACUUUAAAUGAACUGGGCGCUGAUUCGAUUUGGGGUGAGAUUACCACAUAUCGUAGCGGGGGGUUUGUAAGGAAAUUGACCUACAAUUACAACGAGAAUAAUCAAAUUUUGUCUGAGCUGAAAACAAGCAAAUGGCUCGAUCGUGCUUCACGCCUGAUAAUAGUUGAAUUCACGCUCUAUAAUGCGAAUACGAAUUUGGUGAAUAAUGUGAAAUUUAUAGGUGAAUUACCGUCAACGGGUGGUGUGAUCACGAGAUAUAGCAUACAAUCGGUGAAAUUGGGUUCGAUCUUUUGGAGGGAUGGUAUACCAUUAUUUGUGACAGGUAUUUUCUUUUAUCUCUUUAUCUGCUAUUACACCGUGGUUGAGGCACUAGAAGUUAAAAAUAUUGGCAUCACGAAUUAUGUGCGUAUUUUAUGGAACUUUGUUGACUUUUUAAUAAUUCUGUUAGCUUACUUUACGCUCGCCUACAAUAUUUGGCAUCCCAUAUAUGUCAACGAACUAUACAAACGUUUCGAAAAAGAUCCACAUGAAUAUUUGCAAUUGGACACGCUUUGCUUUUGGAACUUGGUGUAUCGUGUCAUCUUCGCGAUCUGCGCAUUUUUAGUCUGCAUAAAAAUAUUCAAAUUCAUUAGUUUCAACAAAACCAUGCGACAAUUCAAUGCGACCGUGAAUGCAUGUUUUCGUGAUCUCUUGGGCUUCAGCGUAAUGUUCGGCAUCGUGUUUUUGGCCUAUGCGCAGUUGGGUCUGUUGCUAUUCGGCAAUGUUCAUCAGGAUUUCCGAAAUUUCAAAGAAUCUUUACUGACGAUGAUACGCAUGAUUUUGGGCGAUUUCGAUUACGAUGGCAUUGAGGCGGCAAAUCGUGUUUUGGGUCCAAUAUACUUCCUAACCUACAUACUGCUGGUGUUUUUCAUUUUACUGAACAUGUUCUUGGCCAUCAUUAAUGAUACGUACAGCAGUGUGAAGGGUAACAUACGCGGUGGUAGAAAUCAUUUAAUGAUUUAUUUGCGCAAAUUAUUGCACAAAUAUUGCCCGAAAUGUUGUCGUCCUGCGGCGGCAAAUGAUGAAGAGCGUGGCCGGUCAACAAGGGAUCGUAGUAUGUCUAGGGAUGCAAGUCCGGGCAGUAAACGUUCAGUCGACAAAGACAAUGUUUCAGAUUUUUUUGAACCCGUGGGACAGAAGGCGUCGCGAUCUGGAAACUCUGACACCGCGGCUAUUAGACGGUUAACCGCUCGUGUAGCAGCUUUAGAGGAUGUUAUCGAACAAUUGGUUACCGAUGUUGAUCGAACAAUGCGUAAGGUUUUACCAAGUCGUCGGAAACGUGGAAAUACGAGUCAAGGGUCGCCGUCGGAAGGAAGGAACCGUUGAGUGUGAAAUUUACCAGAUAAACGAAUUUUGAUUUGCUUUUCAAUAUUCUGUUGU
Messenger RNA from Ceratitis capitata (Mediterranean fruit fly), 2037 nucleotides. RefSeq names its product polycystic kidney disease 2-like 2 protein (gene Pkd2). Gene Ontology annotation, molecular function: calcium channel activity; calcium ion binding. Gene Ontology annotation, cellular component: membrane. The transcript has 9 exons. The record is from RefSeq and is a predicted model, not a curated record. Gene Ontology annotation, biological process: detection of mechanical stimulus. Lineage: Eukaryota; Metazoa; Arthropoda; Insecta; Diptera; Tephritidae. Bases 1 to 1983 code for a protein of 660 amino acids.